This is a messenger RNA of Verticillium dahliae VdLs.17, 738 nucleotides long. RefSeq lists its product as uncharacterized. The record is from RefSeq and is a predicted model, not a curated record. The coding region runs from base 1 to 738 and encodes 245 amino acids. The transcript has a single exon. Lineage: Eukaryota; Fungi; Ascomycota; Sordariomycetes; Glomerellales; Plectosphaerellaceae.
AUGGAAUCGUGGGACGCAUCACGCAAUUUCCAGCAACGGCUUUCCAGAGCGAUCAAGGCUCUUGCUGCUUCUCAACAACUUGCCGGGUCUAGUGAUCAGGGUGGACCCUUAGCGGAGGAGUCGCCCAGCCGCAAGCGUGGUCACUCGGAUGAUAUUGACGAUCACCGCGCCAAACGCCAGAGGCCUGGCGACGUAAGCCGCAAGCGAAGGCUCUCUCUUGAGAGCGACGGAGAGCACCAGGUCAAGCGCCAGCGAUAUCGCGAAGACCUCAAAGAUGGCCUCGAUGCCAGGCUGGAGCUAUUUUCACUGCUCCAAGAGUGUAAAACGAAGUCUCAAUUGAUUGGCAUUCUGAGCCAAAUACACCGGGACGAAAUGACUCUGGCCAUGGCACUGAAUGAUGCUCCAGAGUCGCUGAGGCGCCAGGCUGUUUCGGAUUUGGAACGACGACAGCCUGCUGCGCACGCCCGCAUCCUCCAAAACAUGCUUCAAAUACAGCAGUCCACAGAACGAUUCGACCCUCAGUCUAUUUUUCCUGUUUUGAUCCUACGUGAGGUUUUCGGUGACAAGGGCUGCUUCGUCUGUCAAGAGGCCUUUCACACGUGGGAGAAUAUUGUCGUCAAGCGCUGUGGGAGGUGUCCGAUGCACCCGCGCUGCUUAGCCAACGAAAUUCUGUCUUCGAGACUCCCUUUGAAUGGAAAGUGCCCAUGCGCUGGCGACAUGGAAUGGCGGUGGGAUUAG